Trichosurus vulpecula (common brushtail) is the source of this 3005-nucleotide messenger RNA. It is a transcript of the gene DNAAF11, whose product is annotated as leucine rich repeat containing 6. The coding region runs from base 20 to 1477 and encodes 485 amino acids. The transcript is spliced from 12 exons. The record is from RefSeq and is a predicted model, not a curated record. Gene Ontology annotation, molecular function: protein binding. Gene Ontology annotation, biological process: outer dynein arm assembly. Gene Ontology annotation, cellular component: cytoplasm. Lineage: Eukaryota; Metazoa; Chordata; Mammalia; Diprotodontia; Phalangeridae.
AACUCUUCCAGGAUUGAACAUGGUCUGUGUGCCAGAACCCAAAGAAAGGAGCCCCAUAGUGACAGAGGUUACUGAAGAUCUUAUUAGGCGAAAUGCAGAACAUAACGACUCUGAAAUUUUUUCCUUGGAGGAGCUCUCCUUGCACCAACAAGAAAUUCAAAGACUAGAAAAUAUUGACAAAUGGUGUCAAGAUAUAAAAAUUCUCUACCUUCAAAACAACCUAAUUGCAAAAAUUGAAAAUAUUAGCAGACUAAAGAAAUUACAGUAUCUGAAUUUAGCUUUGAACAACAUUGAAAAAAUUGAAAAUUUGGAAGGAUGUGAAGGAUUGGAAAAACUUGAUCUGACAGUAAAUUUUGUUGGCGAAUUGAGCAGCAUUAAAAUUCUUCGGCAUAAUAUACAUCUUAAAGAAAUUUUUCUUAUGGGUAAUCCAUGUGCAGACUUUGAAGGAUACAGAGAGUUUGUGGUUGCUACUCUUCAACAGCUGCAACGUUUGGAUGGCAAGGAAAUAGAGCGAUCAGAGAGGAUUAAAGCGUUGCAGAACUACCCAGUAAUUGAACAAAAAAUCAGAGAGCAGGAAAAGGCUUAUUGCCUCAAAAGAUCCAAAGAGAAAGAAGAGGCUGAGAGAAAACUUCAAGAAGAAGAAGAAAAGGAAAAACAGAAGGAAAACAGAAAUAAUCCAGGUUUCAGUGGACAUCAGUACACAGACAUCGAUAACACUAUUCCACAUUCUCUGCUGCCGAAGAAAGAAAACCAGCAACCGGUAGUAGAAGAGAAGAAAGUUAGUGAAAAGACACCAGAUGAAUUGGACAAGGAAUUCUGGGAGAAGCCCACCGUAUUUACCCCUGAAUCUAGACUAGAAACUCAUAGAUUCUUGGAAAAACAAAGGAAAGAUAAAGAAAAAUUAAGUGGCAAAAAGAAGAAACAAAAGCCACCUAGGACUUUGAUCACAGAAGAUGGACGAGUCUUGAAUAUUAAUGAACCCAAGCUUAAUUUUUCUUUGAAAGAUGAUGAAGAAAAUAAUCAAGUUGUCCUGGAUCUUGCUGUAUAUAGGUUCAUGGAUACUUCUCUAAUUCAUGUUAAUGUGCAGCCAACUUAUGUUCGAGUAAUGGUCAAGGGGAAGCCAUUUCAAGUUGUACUUCCUGCCGAAGUGAAACCUGAUAGUAGUUUUGCUAAAAGAUCUCAGACAACUGGACAUCUGGUGGUCACCAUGCCAAAGGUAGGAGAAGUAAUUGUGGCUAAGAGACAAGCAUGUAAGCCUGGGAAAAAUCCAGAAGGAAACAAAUUGCAGGAAAAGAAAGGAAGCAAACAAAUUGAGAAACUGGAAGUAGAUCCCAGCAAGUACUCAUUCCCUGACGUGACUAAUAUAGUCCAAGAGAAAAAACCCACUUCAGGACGAAUCCAAGCUCAGCCUCAGGCUGUACCCUGUGCUGAAGAGCCAGACUUCGAAGAUAACCCUGAAGUACCACCUUUGAUUUAAACCUUCAGAAAGUGCUUUCAUUGGUUAUGAUCUGCGUGAUCGAUUUCCUUUAGUUCAGAGAAUGCAUCAUAUUAAGUUAAAAUUACAUUGUAGUUUAAUCUAUAGCAAAACGAUUUCCAUUAUAUUUCUACCUACAUUGAAUAAUAUUAUUUUAAGAACAAUAUAUGUCUUGUUUAUAUACUUCUGACUGUUGUAACACAUCAGAAAUUAUUUAAAUUUGAUUAACAUUUUUCUUCUUAGUUUUUCAUAUAAGCCACAGAAAUAUUUUAAGAACAUGUGAAAGCCAAAUGGUCAGUAGAUUAAAAAACUGGUCAUUAGAGUGGGAAACUAGUCUUUUGUUUACAUUUACGUAGAGCUGUUAUUCUACAGUUUAUUGGUAGGGAGGUAAUUCAUUUUUGUAUGUUUAAAAUGUUUCUAAUUGUGAACCUGGAUUCUAAUCUCCUGGGGUUAGAGAUGUAAGGAGUAGGGAACGUAGCAAUCUGAUCCCAAGGUAGACUAGCCUUUUGUGCCAGGAAAAGGUUUGAAUUCUUCAUUGGCCUCUACCAAUUGUCUGGGAUCCAGGAGAGAUCAGCCAGAGGCUGGAGACCAGAACACAGAAAGAGAAACUAGUAUAGAAGGGAACCCACGUUGGGAAGUAACACUGAGGCUCAACUGUCAGCAAAGGAAAUCACAGCAGUUUAACACUUUCUAAAAGCGUUGUGGAUGCCUCCACAUUGAAGGGGACUGAGGUGCCUGGCUGGGAAAAUAGAGUAAAGGAGGCAGCUCCCUGUGAAGGUCAGAAGCAGCCAUUCCACUCAGCCAUAGAGAAAAAUUGUUUCAAUAAACCAGUCAAAACAGAGAGGAUUCAUUAAGCAUGAAACAGAGCUUCCAGAGCUAGAGCCAUUGGCCUUUCUGGGAGGUGACUUCUUGAAUCAGUGUGGGCAUGUUAACCUCCAUCUGCCAAAUAAAUGGUGGGUUUCUCUUGAUUAGGGAAGACUGGGAACAGGAACAGUAUUUCUCAUGGUCUGUGAUGGACAAGAUUAGACCUUUUUAGUCUUGGAGCCUUGAAGCUGCUGAUGAAGGUCUGAAAUCCACACCUAGAACUGAGGUUCUAGAGGUGAUGUCUCUAAGGGUUGAGAACCUUAAACAAACUUACCAAACUAUAUCUGUAGGCAUUCAGAUCUAGAGAUUAACGUGACAGCAAAACCUAUGCAGGAGUAACCCAGGAGAUUCUUAGUACAAGACCCUGAAGGUAUUCAGAAAGGUAAAGAAGAAGGAACUAAGAAAAAGAAAAGGCCUAGUUGCUUGUACAUUUUUUCUGCAAAGGUAGAAUGAACUAGUUAGACCUCUCUGAUCUUGUAACAGUUUUUAAAAAUUUAUUAUGGUACUUAAACCAAAAACUUUCCUAGAUCUUAGUAAAACCAUCUCCAGGUCACCUUACCAUAUACAACAUACCCAAAUGCUGACAUACCAUAGGUCAAAUCAAGUGUUUCCCAAAUGUAAAAAUGGCAUAAUACACAAUAAAAGCUUGAUAUAACAAAAUAAGCUU